UGAUUUCAUUUUACACCUCUCACACACUUCCAGUUUUCAGCAUUCAGCACGAGCAGACAUAGAUUGAAAAUUUCUAAGUUAAUUUUUACAUCAAUAUGGAAUUUAAAGCUGGUUCCUCGAAAUAUGCGAAGGAACCGCAGCGAGCAGGAAUAACCAUCGAUGAUCCUGUGUCCAGCUGCGAUGAGUUUCCCAGGCCCCUGGGUCCGAUGUUGAAAUACAUAGCAAAGACAAAGCUUCAGUCGACCAGGAGGAAAGCAGCUUUAAAAGGGGUCAAAACAAACCAGGCCAGAAAAUCAGAAAAGAGAAACAAAUUGCACUUAUCCAAGGCGCCGACUCAGGGCAAAAGGCGUCCUGCCGCGAAAGUCACAAAAAAGAGAGCUCUGACCACCACGAAACCCAGAAAACCUAAGGCCACGGGGAUUAUUGAUGUGAAUGGAUCUCGUGGGAAUGAAAAGUCUGGAGAAUCCAACGAUUGGACCGCGGUGGAAGUUCUUGUUUGGCCAGAAGCAUGAUGACGAAAAGAUCUUCCGGGAAGUCCAGAAAGAUAAGAUACCAUGCGAUACGUCGAUAUCCGACAGAUCAACCCAAACCAAUAUAUGGAUCCGGCCUCAAGGGAAUGAUAAGGAUGAUGAUACACUGAACACUAGUACCAUUAAAAAUGCUCAAUAUAAAUAAUGAAACUAA
This is a messenger RNA of Drosophila erecta, 684 nucleotides long. RefSeq lists its product as uncharacterized. The record is from RefSeq and is a predicted model, not a curated record. Lineage: Eukaryota; Metazoa; Arthropoda; Insecta; Diptera; Drosophilidae. The transcript has a single exon. The coding region runs from base 96 to 512 and encodes 138 amino acids.